This is a messenger RNA of Corylus avellana, 438 nucleotides long. The record is from RefSeq and is a predicted model, not a curated record. Lineage: Eukaryota; Viridiplantae; Streptophyta; Magnoliopsida; Fagales; Betulaceae.
UGUCUGAAUUCAUCGAUCCGUUAUAUUUUCUUCCAUCCUUUUCCUAAAUACUCUGAAGAAAAUGUCUUCUGGCUGUAAGUGUGGCUCAAACUGCAGCUGUGGCGAUGACUGCAAAUGUGGCAAGAAGUACCCUGACCUUGGUUUCUCAAAGGACACCAGUAGCACUAUGACUAUCGUUGCUGGGUUUGCACCAGUGAAGAUAUAUUAUGAAGGGUCUGGGUCUGAGAGCUUUGAAGCAGGAACCUGCAAGUGCUGCAACAGCCACCCAUGCAAGUGCGGCAAAUGAACAAAAAGGUGAAAAGUCCCAAUAAAGCAUCAGUGGUCGUCGAUGUUUUGUCUAUAUAUAAGAUAAGAGGAAAAUGGGGUGCAUAUUUGGGUCCCAUGUAAUCGUAAAAUAAGACAGCCAUUGUCUCUGCAAAUUGAAGUUUGUUUUAUUUG